AUGACAAGCAAAGUAAAGGCUUCAGCUUAUCGUCUGAUUGGUGGUUCGAAAACGGUAUACUGUGCGGAUUAUGAAGAGAAAAUUUCACUUUUCAACAAUUUCAAAAAACAAACGGAAAAAUUAAUCGGUCUCAUAGUUACGCUGGUCACUGAUAAUUUGGCAACUGAAUUGAAACAAAAGAUCUCAAAAGAUACAAUUGAUAGUGGCAUGAAUAAGUAUGAAAAAGUUGGCCAAGCGCUCUAUAAAUAUAGUAGCGAGAUCGAAAAUGAUUCGUUUGCAGUAGUUCUAAAAAAAGCCAAAGAAGUAUUCGAUAACGCUGGUCAAAAACAUCGCACAUUUCGAACAAAUAUGUUAGAGAAGGUGCAAAAACCGAUGAAAGAGUGGAUUGAGACAAAUGCUAAACAUGUGAGCAAGGAGUUGAAAUCUGUAAACAAUAAGCGAGACGAGCUGGAUUGUGCCAUCAAUAAAUUACGAAGAAAACCGGAUGAUCUCGAAGUUCAAGCCAUGAAGGAGCGCGCCGAAACCACAUUUCAAGAAGAAUUUGAAAAAACUAAUAAAUUAUUAGAUGACGAAAUUAAGGAAUCUGUAAGGCAAAUUUCUAAUUUCUAA
This is a messenger RNA of Acanthocheilonema viteae, 609 nucleotides long. Lineage: Eukaryota; Metazoa; Nematoda; Chromadorea; Rhabditida; Onchocercidae. The record is from the annotation of a GenBank genome assembly.